AUGGACCAGGGAUCGGACAAAACGGAUCAUACCGAUUUGGACAGCCCGAAUUUGAAUGGGUUUGAGAUUGACAACUUUUACUUGGACAUGAAUGGAUUGAUCCACCCCUGUUUCCAUCCACAAGACCGUCCAGCCCCAGAUACGAUAGAUGACAUGCUGAUAAUGCUGAAGAGGUAUUUGGACUAUAUCAUUGACAUCGUUCGUCCAAGGAAACUUGUAUAUAUGGCUGUCGAUGGGGUAGCUCCACGCGCUAAAAUGAACCAGCAAAGAGCAAGAAGAUUUAAAGCAGCACGCGACAAAAAGUCUGCGAUGGAUUUUGAAGCGCAACAAGCGGCAGAUGCUUUAGCCAAAGGAACGCCACUUCCUGCGUCCAAAAAGGAAAUGGAUUCGAAUUGUAUAACACCGGGAACCGUGUUUAUGGAUCGUGUAAUUGAGACUUUAAAGGCGUAUGUAAAAGAGCGGAUUUCGACAUCUGCCUAUUGGAAGAAGUUAGUAGUGAUAAUCAGUGAUUCUUCUGUGCCUGGGGAAGGUGAACACAAGAUCAUGGAAUACAUCAGAAAGCAGAAGGAUCAACCAAAUUACAAUCCCAAUUUAAAUCAUUGUAUCUACGGACUUGACGCCGACUUAAUCAUGUUGACACUCGCUACACAUGAAAGAAACUUUUUUGUGAUUCGAGAGGAUGUUUUGAAUACAAAGUGUUACAUCUGUGGAGGGGCUCAUCCGGUCGCUUUUUGUCCUAAAAAGAAUGAAAUUAAUCCGAUGGAUCCUAUUAACAAACCUUUUGUCUUCGUUUCAAUACUCGACGUUAGAAAGCUUAUUUAUUUACUUGGGAUGGUCCCAGGGUACGACUUCGAACGAAUUAUCGACGACUUCAUCUUUCUUUGUUUCUUUAUUGGGAACGACUUCUUACCACACUCCCCUUCACUUGAAAUCUAUCACGAAGAUAUUUCACUCAUAAUGGAAUUAUAUAAAGAAUUCCUCUUAAAGAAUGGGUAUGUCACAGACGCGGGGAAUCUCGAUAUGGCUGCUUUCAAGAACCUCCUUACCUUUUUGUCGAGAAAUGAGUCUGGGCGUCUUAUAGAUGUCGCCAAUAAGAAACGCAUGGAGACAACUAUUUCUUCCAACCACGUCUUUCGCAAACAGUUAUCUGCUAUUGCAGAGGCCAAAGCCAAUAAACAAACGGAAGAGUUUGAGAAGUUGACCAAGGAAUUUACUGAGUCCAAGUUGAAGUUUAAUGAAAUGAUAUUUGGAGGGGAUGUAGAGUACGACAAACCGGGGUAUGAGGAGAGAUAUUACAAUUCUAAACUUCAUAUUGAUAUUGUGAAAGAGCCCAAGAAAGUCGAGGAAUUAGUCCACGAAUAUGUUAAAGGCCUUGUUUGGGUAUUGAAAUACUAUUAUCAAGGGUGUAAAGGAUGGGGUUGGUUCUUCCCUCAUAACUACGCGCCAUUUAUCACUGAUAUGGCAAAGUACUUUGACUACACGUGGAAUAUCACUUUUGACUUUGAAGAGCCAUCGACCCCAGUCGAACAACUGAUGUCGGUCUUACCCCCAUUCUCGAAGAAAUGUGUACCGAAGUCGUGUCGAGCACUCUUAAACUCGGAAACCUCUCCUCUUAAAGAAUUCUAUCCCGAAACAUUUCAAAUUGACUUUGAUGGAUACGCAGUGGAAUACUUGGGUGUUGUCUUACUCCCAUUCAUCGAACGACCAAAACUCUUGAAGUACUUGCGACCCAUUGAAGACGCGUUUGUCGGAGAUGAUAAAGAGCGUAAUAAGGCAUCGGGGGUGGCUCAUAUCUACUUCUAUAGGAACAACCCACUCUUUAAGAAUAUCGGACAGGCGUAUACCAAAGACCCUAUUAAACACUUGAACCACCUCAAAGACCUCGAUAAACUUUACAAAGGGAAAUUCUCGCUGGACAAGUUCGAUGAGGACGAAGUGUUCCCACUGAGUUGCAAUAUGCACGAAAUAGCAGGGACAGUGUUCCCAGUGAAAACUACUUAUAACGACGUUAUUGGCGACUGUGUGGUGUGUGGGUUUGAGAACCCAGAAUACGACGAGAAGCAUAUCUUCAUCCCAAGAUACUUGGAAGGACAGAAAUUGACUGUUCUUCCAAUGCAGAAAUCAAAUAAAUCUACGGAAAGGAACGCUAAAGAGUAUAUGGAACUUGUCGAAAAGUCUUAUUGUGGAGAGAUAAGUAUGGACUAUACCCCUAAAAAGAGAGAAGGUCCACAGCCAACUGUGAAUUACGAAAUGUUUUUGAAAGUCAGAAAAGAUUCCAAGAAAAGACCCCUAGUCAAUCCUUUUUUGCAAGAACAUUUUGACUUGGAAAGGAAACACAAAUUCGAUUGA
Messenger RNA from Entamoeba invadens IP1, 2349 nucleotides. Its product is annotated as 5'->3' exoribonuclease, putative. Gene Ontology annotation, molecular function: 5'-3' RNA exonuclease activity; RNA binding. The coding region runs from base 1 to 2349 and encodes 782 amino acids. Gene Ontology annotation, biological process: nuclear-transcribed mRNA catabolic process. Gene Ontology annotation, cellular component: nucleus. The record is from RefSeq and is a predicted model, not a curated record. The transcript is spliced from 2 exons. Lineage: Eukaryota; Evosea; Mastigamoebida; Endamoebidae.